Messenger RNA from Eucalyptus grandis, 1245 nucleotides. RefSeq names its product gamma-glutamyl peptidase 5. The record is from RefSeq and is a predicted model, not a curated record. Gene Ontology annotation, cellular component: cytosol. NCBI's taxonomy places the organism in Eukaryota, Viridiplantae, Streptophyta, Magnoliopsida, Myrtales, Myrtaceae. The coding region runs from base 302 to 1036 and encodes 244 amino acids. The transcript has 4 exons.
UUUCCAUCGGGCAAACACCAAAAAACAGGGGACGAGGGGCGAAUAUGGAAAUAGGACGCGAAAACAGGGGACCGAAUCGUAAACUAGAAUCCCGAUCCGUACGGCCCCCUUUCCUGCGCUCCCGCGCCUUCCGUGUAUAAAUUCCGGCCCUGCCCCGUCCCAUUGGCAGACCCAAAAAACGCCAGCGUCUUUAGGCGGAGAGAGGAGAAGAAGAAGGGGUCUUCUCUCUCUGUGUUUCGCUCUCUCUGUUUCUCUCUGUUUCUCUGGGUGGGGAAGUUUGGAGCUUGUGCGGGGGAGAGGAAUGGAGGUCAAGAGGUUCGCGGUGCUGCACUGCUCGCAGGACUCGGAGUACACGAAGGAACAGUACGGGGGGAUUUUCGGGCUCUUCAAGGGAAUGCUGGCCGGGGAGGGCGAGGUCUGGGACGUGUUCCGAGCCCCCGCCGGGGAGCUCCCCGACGACGGCCAGGUCGGGCUCUACGACGGCUUCGUCAUCACCGGCAGCUUCUGCGACGCCCACGCCGACGACGACUGGAUCUGCCGGCUGAUCGACCUGCUCAAGAACCUCCACUCCAUGAAGAAGAAGGUCCUCGGCAUUUGCUUCGGACACCAGGUUUUAGGGCGUGCACUGGGAGGCAAAGUUGGGCGUGCCGGAUCAUGGGACAUAGGACUGAGAACCUUGCAACUCGAUCCAUCCUUCCAUCACUUCUCAUCGUUCGAACUUCCUGCACAACUCGCUGUGAUCGAAUGCCACCAGGAUGAGCUGAAGGAACUGCCGGCGGGCGCGGAGGUGCUUGCGAGGUCGGACAAAACGGGGAUCGAGAUGUUCAGGUACGGGGAUCACUUCAUGGGCAUUCAAGGGCACCCCGAGUACAACCGCGACAUUCUUCUCCACCUCAUCGACCGUCUCAUCCAGCGCGGACUCAUCACAGAGUCGUACGGUGAUGACCUGAAGGCCAACUUGGGGCCAUGCGAGGCGGACAGGGAGGCAUGGGGGAGACUCUGCAUCAGCUUCCUCAAGGGUGGAUCCUUGCUAUGAUUUUCUUUUUGAUUGGCAAAAGUUGAGCGCCGAAAUAAAUUUAUAUAUAAUUUUAAAAAAAAAAAAAAAAAGAGAGAGAAGAAGGGUAAUUGGAGCUCUGAGAAGAUGUAUAAACGCGUUGGGAUAUUUUCUGCAUUGCUUCUUCGAAAGCGGCAAAUGGAAGGAGGGCAGCAGUGCAUUUUGAGCAAGAAAAUGGGAUUCUACCCGAA